GUAACAAGUUUGGUUAUAAAUGUGGAAUGGAUGCUAAGAAAAGAAACAAACGUUUACAGAAAAAGAGCAACAAAACAGAAUCUGAUUCAGAAUGUAAAACCAGCCAUUCGCAGAACUAUGAUUCUGAAUUGUCGUUAGCUUUGGGUGUACUGACCACAGGAUUAUAUGUUGCUACCUUAUACCCAUCAGUGCCAGGUGGAGAUUCAGGGGAGCUUAUUGCAGCUGCAUAUGAACUUGGAGUGGCCCAUCCUCCUGGAUACCCAUUAUUUACUCUACUUGCCAACUGUGUAAUAAGACUGGUACCUUUUGGGAGCAUAGCAUGGAGAGUAAAUUUACUAACAGCUGUAUGUGGUGGAAUGGCUGCAGCAUUUUUAUCCAAAUUAGUUAUCAGGUUAACAGGCAGACUGUCUUGUGGUGCAUUUGCGGUAGGACUUUGGUGUUGGUGCAAAUUGACAUGGACCUGGUCAAUAACAUCAGAGGUCUUCUCACUAAAUAAUCUGUUCAUCACAAUUAUCAUGAAGCUGUCUGUCGAUUUUAACUAUUCUGCUGGUGAAAUGAAGCAAAAAAUUUCUUUAUUUGGAUCAUUCAUGUGUGGUUUAUCACUGUGCAAUCAACAUACAAUUGUUGUUUAUAAUAUGAUACUUAUUUUAUGGGUGCUGUUAGAAUUAAAACAGAAUCAGCUGCUGUCGGUCACAUUUUUAAUAAAACUAGGAUUAACCUUUGCACUUGGACUUCUACCAUACAUUUACCUACCUCUGUCUGCAUACUUCAACCAAGCCAGAUGGACAUGGGGAGAUCAAAGGACAAUUUCUGGAUUUCUGAAGCAUCUUCUACGCAAAGAAUAUGGAACUUUUGAUUUGGGUAAAGACGGGGUUCAACAAGGAUUGUUUCAGUCUUUACAAUUGUUCAUGUCUCAUCUGGUCAGUGAAAUGACUGUUAUAGUAUUAAUAUUAUUCUGUUUUGGAAUAGCACAGGCUAUUUAUAGAUUUGUAUAUAAGAAAGAUCGGCUUUAUUUUAUAUUUGCAUUGAUGAUGUUAGUGUAUACAGUAUUUUUCUCAUGGAGAGCCAAUCUAGAUGUAAACAAUCCUCUAAUGUAUGGUGUGGUGGAAAGGUUUUGGAUGCAGAGUGAUAUUGUUGUCAUUGUGAUUUCUGCUCUUGGUUUUAAUUUCAUUGUCAGGUUUUUUGAAGAUCAGUUUCCAGUUCUCAGAAAAUUGCUCAUUGAUAAACUUAUAGUGGUAGCAUUGAUUGCUUUUCAACUGAAUAGAAAUUAUUCAUCCUGUAACCAGAGUCAAAACACAGCUGUGUAUGAGUUUGGAAUGGAUGUUCUCAAUACAAUACCAAAUGGAUCAUUAGUUUUGUCUAAAGGAGAUCUACCUUCAAAUACACUCAGAUAUUUAUACUUGUGUGAAAAUGUUAGACCAGAUUUAUUACUCUUUGAUCAAGAGGUAUUAACUUAUGAUUGGUCAGUUUCUAUGAUGAAGAAGGUAUACCCAGAUAUAGUAUUCCCGGGAGAUCAUUUAUACACACAUGAUGCAAUAAUGUCAGAUGGAAGGACUGCAUUUAGCUUCAAAAGAUUCUUGGAUGUUAACUCACAAAGUAGAUCCAUAUAUGGUUGUAUUGGUGUACAAGACCAUGAGAAUUCCUGGACGUCUAAUCAUGAUUUACUACCAUUUGGAGUAUGCUCACAGUUUAUUAAGAAAGGUUCCAGCAUUAAUCUAUCUCAGUAUACACAACAGACACAAAAUAUAGCAGAAAACUGGAGUCAUUCUUAUAAUGGCUUUGAAGACUCAUCAUGGGAAAGAGUAGCUACCAAUGAAAUGUGGCAUGCUAAAAUUAGCAGUGCUUUCCAACUAUAUCAGAUGUCUGAAGAUGCAAAAAUUGCCAAGAAAAAAUCAGAAUAUUUAAUAGCCUCUUAUCAGCUUUAUGAUUCAGCAAUCAAGAGAAAUGUUAACAUUCCAAGCUACUGGCACAAGAACUUUGCUUUGGUUUGUGAAAGAAUGAUGCAUAUAGAAAGUAAAUACAACAAGAAGGAUAUUUUGAAGAAAGUUAUUCUACACUUUGAACUGUUUCUGAAGAAAGAUCCUGGUGACGCAGACAAUAAUGCUAUCAGGAAAGCUCUUGUUUCAAUGAAAACACAAUUAAAUGGUUUUGAUGGUAAAAUUGUGUAAUGUAAUCAAAAGUGGAUUGAAACAGG
Molecule: messenger RNA, 2194 nt
Organism: Mytilus trossulus (common blue mussel)
Lineage: Eukaryota; Metazoa; Mollusca; Bivalvia; Mytilida; Mytilidae
Product: protein O-mannosyl-transferase TMEM260-like
Exons: 19
Coding region: 27-2168 (713 amino acids)
Source: RefSeq, a predicted model, not a curated record